Molecule: messenger RNA, 1032 nt
Organism: Esox lucius (northern pike)
Lineage: Eukaryota; Metazoa; Chordata; Actinopteri; Esociformes; Esocidae
Product: zinc finger protein 239-like
Exons: 1
Biological process (GO): regulation of transcription by RNA polymerase II
Molecular function (GO): RNA polymerase II cis-regulatory region sequence-specific DNA binding; DNA-binding transcription factor activity, RNA polymerase II-specific
Source: RefSeq, a predicted model, not a curated record
UUAUUUCAGUUAAGAAAUGUGACAUUUCCUGAGGGAACACACUCCAUAGAGAAAGCUUUUCAAUGCUAUCAUUGUGGAAAGAGUUUUCUGCAGUAUUGGAGCCUGAAAUCACAUGAGCAAACACACUCUGUAGAGAAGCCUUUCCAAUGCUCCAAAUGUGGAAGUAGUUUUCCCAGGUUUGGCAGCCUCAAACGGCAUGAGAGGACACACACAAGUGAAAAGCCCUACAAAUGCUCUCACUGUUUACAGAGAUUUACCCAGUCAUCGUAUUUGAAAUAUCAUGAGAGAAUUCACACGCAAGAAGAAACAUUCCAGUGCUGUCAGUGCGGAAAGGGCUUUAUCAGGUUUGCGAGCUUGAAACUGCACGAGAGAAUACACUACAUAGAGAAACCUUUCAAAUGCUGUCAGUGUGGAAAGGGUUUUACUAGGUUUGGGAGCCUGAAACUGCAUGAGAGAAUACACACAGGGGAGAAACCAUUCAAAUGCUCCCAAUGUGGAAAGAGUUUUGCCAGGUCAGCGAUCCUGAAAAAUCAUGAAAGGACACACACUAGGGAAAAGCCCUACAACUGCAUUCAUUGUGGACAGAGAUUUAUACAGUUUUCUCAUCUGAAAUGUCAUGAGAGAAUACACAUGCAAGAGAAACCAUUUCACUGUUCUUAGUGUGGAAUUGUUUUUACCAGGGUUGGGAGCCUGAAACUGCAUAAAAGAACACACACAGGGGAGAAACCAUUCAUAUGCUCAAAAUGUGGAAUGAACUUUGCCCAGUUAGGGAGCCUGAAAAAGCAUGAGAAAAACAAACAUGAGAAGCCAUACUACUGUUCUUUGUGUGGAAUGAGUUUUAGUCAGCUACAGAACCUUAAAGAACAUGAGAGAAUGCAUGCAGUAGAGAAGGCCUACCACUGCUCUAAUUGUGAAAAGAUAUUUCAAGCUUUGCUCUGAACUAUGUUUUUGAAUGAGAAUUUAGGGUUUUAUUAAUGACUUAUUAAAUCACAUUCGUAUUUAUGAAUUAAAGCAUGAUACCAGAACCCCUAA